GUGCGCACAUUGUGCGCAUGAACCGGAGUACGGCGACUACGACGAGAACUGACGAGAAGCCAGGCAGCGAGCCGAGCGAGCGAUCAGUGAAAGCAUUCGCAGCCUACUUCGCGGCUAGUCGACAGUGGACUACUCGACACUCGACAACACUCGACGAGUAAGGCAUCAUGGCGAUCGGUUAGGGUCGCAUCGCUCGAAAAAUUUACCGUGAUUUCGUAUAUAUGAUCUUGCGUAUCGUGAAUUAAUCGCAUCGAAUUUUCCGUCGGAUGGCCGCACAUCAUCGAUUUUUUGCAUAAUUAUAACCUCCAUAACCUCCAAACGCGUGUGACACAAUGGUGAAGCUGACCGAGGAGAUGGUCGUGGCACGCACGCGAGUGUCUGACUUUUCCGCCGUAAAGAAACUUAAUUGCUGGGGAACAGAAUUAACAGAUGUUACUAUCUUAAGAAAGAUGAAAAAUGUGGAAGUGUUGUCACUGAGCAUAAAUAAUAUUAAUACACUUGCUGAUUUUCAAUACUGCCACAAGCUACAAGAUUUAUUUAUAAGACGAAAUAACAUUAAAGAUUUAAAUGAAGUUUGUUACCUCCAAGGAUUACCUAAUUUACGAAAUUUGUGGCUCGGUGAAAAUCCAUGUGCAGAAAGGGAUGGAUAUCGAUUAGCUGUACUUCGAGCUUUGCCAAAUCUUGAGAAAUUAGACGAUAAAAUAGUAACACCUGAAGAAGUGCAAACUGCAAUGACAAUAGGUCGGCCUUUAAUACAUCCUCUUGAAAUAGAUGCUACACAAUCGGAAGUAGUAAGCCCAGAGGAUAUUACAAUUGAAUAUAUUGAAGAAACUGAAUUGGGACGAUCUAGGAGAUACAGUUUUUCUAGCGAUCAGAGAAGCUUUGAUGAAACACAACACACACAUGAAGAAUAUGACCCUGACAGAAGAAACGCAAAUUAUAAUGCGUCAUCGUCACAUCAUUACUCACAAAAUAAUCAAUAUGCAUACGAGCUACAAAAUGGACAAUCAAAGAGUCAGAGCAAAGAUGACACUCUGUGUGCAGAGUCACGCAACAACAGUGAGACUGUGGCUACUAACACUCUUGAAAUAUCCAAGGAUUACGAUGAACGUCCAGUAGUACAACGACAUAAUGGAGAUUAUGACGAAAGACGAGCUUAUUCUGAAUAUAGUGGAAAUGAAGUAUCUCAGCGUAUGUAUACACCAACGUCGCAACGUACGCAAUAUGCUGUCAGUGAAUUUGCAGAUGACAAACGUAAUGACAGAAAUAACUAUAGCUACGAUGAAAGAACAAGAUUAGAAUAUGAGGAUUCGCCACAAUCUCCUCAAAUGCCUCAAACAAGAAGGGUGGCGGCUCAUUCUAACGAAAAGGAAGACAUAAAUCAACAGGGUUGGGUAAGACAUUCUGAAAAAGACAAAUGCAGAAACCAAACACAAUUUCACUAUCAUAGACGGCCAGUGACGAGAAAUUCAAAUAUAUUGUCUGCUGUACUGUGCUUGGUUAAGGAAUUGGAUUAUCCAAGUCUGGAAGUGGUAGAAAUGGCUGUUAGAAAUCGAAUGGAUGAACUAGAAGAAUGAUGUUUCUGACACCGUCCCCAAAAUCCACAGGGGACGGUCGCUUUCUCCCACAUUGGCAGCAUGUCAUCUGUUCCCAGCCCAGAAUUCUCCGAUUCACUUGAUUCUACCAUAACUUUGGGCCAAUACGCUGAUAAAGAUGGGAAUUACAACAAUGACGAACAUCACAUGCUUGCCUAUCAUCAAUUACUUGAAGAAAAUAAUGAUAAAGGUCAAAUUCGACGUAACGAAUGUGCCGAAAGAGUUUGCUCAACACACAGCCCGAAAACAGUAUCGAUUGAUCCGAAUCCAAGAUUGCUCGGAAAUAAUCAGUCCGUGUAUAAAAUCAAAGAUUCUGUAUUGGACAAUUCACCAUCGAAGAAUCAAGAGAAAAAAAGUAAUAAUGUAAGACGCGUAGCGAGCAGUGACAGUAUUCCCCGUAGUAAUGAUAAUAAUGUCAUUUUGAGUCAGGGGUGUAGAGUUUUAAGCCAAGAUUGUGUCAGAAAAUCAAAAAGUCCUGAUGCUAGGAAUACAGUUACACCACUUCGUUAUAUUCAAUCGGCAAAAGGAACGUGGACAUAUAAUUUGUAAGUUAUACUGACAAUUUAACAAAAUCGUUCUUAAAAUAAUCUAAAUUUUCUGUAAAUACAAUUAAAAAUAAUCUUUUCGAUAAAAGCGAAAAAGAAAUAAAAAAGCUUAGUAAUGAAUACAAGACUCAAAAAUCGAAGAUUAGUCUCAUCAUAUUAUUUCGGAGGAAAAGUCUAUAAGUGCAUAUAAAAUUUACAAAUGAUUGUGAUAUAUCUGCAAGGACUGAAGAGACAAAUGUAAUUAUCUUCAUGUAUUAUGUGUACAUUUAAUAACAUGUUACAAUCGU
Wasmannia auropunctata (little fire ant) is the source of this 2427-nucleotide messenger RNA. Its product is annotated as protein C21orf2 homolog. The record is from RefSeq and is a predicted model, not a curated record. The coding region runs from base 333 to 1577 and encodes 414 amino acids. Lineage: Eukaryota; Metazoa; Arthropoda; Insecta; Hymenoptera; Formicidae. Gene Ontology annotation, biological process: cytoskeleton organization. Gene Ontology annotation, molecular function: protein binding. The transcript is spliced from 10 exons.